Messenger RNA from Clonostachys solani, 498 nucleotides. The record is from the annotation of a GenBank genome assembly. Lineage: Eukaryota; Fungi; Ascomycota; Sordariomycetes; Hypocreales; Bionectriaceae.
GAGCGAAAGGGGAGUAGUAUAGAGACUAUUUGUAAAGAAUCGCUUGAUUAUUCACUAAGGAGCCCUGAAGAUAAGGAGACUAGUGUAGAUGUAGCUUAUAAAGAAUCGCGUAGGUCUAUAAAGAGGAAACGUGAGGAUGAUCUAGAUAUUAGAGGUAGCGGGGGCAAGAAUGGCAUAGAGGUAUAUAAGGGGGAAGUUGAAGAUGAUAUAGAGGUAUGUGAGAGCGAGAGCGUGAGUGAGGAUGAGGGGGUUGAGGUUGAGGAGAGCGAGUAUAGGAACGGGGAUGAGAGGACUAAGCAGCGACUGAAUAGGAUGAUGAAUGGGAAAAGACCUGACCUACGAUGCUGGAUGAGGAUCUUGAGGUCUGCCUGCCACGACCUCGUUUACGCCUGCCUUACGGUCGAAACCGACCUGUCUAAAACUACCACAGGCAAUAUCUAUGCCUAUUAUAAGCUUCUUCUAGAGCACCUUAAGCACUGGAUUGGCUUCUCUGAUGAG